Somion occarium is the source of this 1246-nucleotide messenger RNA. Lineage: Eukaryota; Fungi; Basidiomycota; Agaricomycetes; Polyporales; Cerrenaceae. The record is from the annotation of a GenBank genome assembly.
CUUGGACUGGUAUUGAUUCAAGAAGACGGUCGACCACGUUGGUCGUUUACUAAUAGGACCGAUGCAUAGGACUCCGGCGUUCUGAGCCAGCUCAGAACGCCGGGGUCCUGCUCGUACGUCUUCAUACCAGGAACUUGGAUGCAACACAUUCACUGGAUUGGUCCGUCCUAAUUGCCAUAUCCCGUACUCAUUACGUCCACCGAUGACGAGCCGUUCUCCCUCCCAUUCUUCACUACCCAUCCACUACACGUAGAUCUCGUUUCAACUGGCACAUGGCUAAGGUACCACACCCCAUCGCGUCUGGACGAUCUAGACUCAGUCGAAUGACAUCCUGUCUGCACGCGGUGAAAUGUACUUCAAGAUCUCACACCCGUGUCUUUCUACUUCUUGUCGAUGUUCUCUUAACCCAUCAUGAUGGCGCUACGUGCUGGCAGGAGAAGAGGUGCCGUCAUGUCCCGAGUUCCACUAAAGUCAUCAUCGUGUGUUCGUCGACUGAUGAACCUUUGCACAAUACCCGUCAAUUCCAGCUGCAGUAUUUACGGCUGGUUUGUCUAUGCAGGGAGUGCCUUCGAUUCUUCUUUGCUCGCGGGAUAUUACGUAUAAAGCACAGAUUGAUGCUUUGGGUAUGUUUCGACCUCAUGCCGUUUCGCAUUCUGUUUCGAAGAAAAUGCUAUCACGAGGUAUCGCAAGUGUCACUUCCAGUCCUAGAUUUGCGUUCCCCGCCCAAAAAGUCACUGACGAGCACAAUUCUCACAGAAAUGCCUGUCGUCUGUGAAAGCUCUCAUGUGAUUCAAGUGACAGGGAAGGUUCAGAAGAGGCUGCGAAUAUGCCAGGGUCAGGACACCAAACACCGGGUGCUACAGAAGAUGUACGAUAUAUAUAGCGCGCUCCAUAGGGUGUCGGACGUACUCUACAACGACAGAUGCGUUGCAUGCGAAGACGCUCGAAGAUACGGGCAUGCCGGAACGUUGUUGUCAUUUAGCGAACCACAGCGGUCUGACGAGUCGUCCCAGCAGCUGGCAACUGAGGAGAGACGCUCUAGCAAAGUAGAAAGUCUGCCUGACCAAAACAAGAAGCAUGCACGUUCGUUUAUGGUGAAGGGCAAUCCAAGUACUCUGGCGCGAUUUCGAAGUAUUGCUGUGACGGUAAUACGAAUACCUUUCUUUCUCUGACGCGAGCGAAGAUGAAGUAUAACUAUAGCAUGUACACAAGGACCGGGGGACGUUAUUUGAACAAGAUUAUUCUA